UAUUCUUAUCAAUAUUUCACAGAACAAACUCAAUUCAGUUUACAAUUCCAUAGAGUGAACUGUGAAGUUAUGAGACAAUACUUUGACCUCUAAUAUUUCCAAUAUUCAUUUUUUUUUCAUUUGAAUAUUAUUAGUUUCAUUAAUCACUCAUCAGUCUAACCUUCAAAAUAUUAAACUUUUUCAAUCCAUAAAACCUAUUCCUACAUAAUAUAUUAUUUUUAAAUUACAAAGUAUAAAUUAAUAUGGGUUCCAUGGGUAAGAAAUUGUUUGAACAACUCAAGAGUAAAGAAUUCCGUACUUAUUUAAUGAGUACUCAUUUUUGGGGUCCAAUAGCAAAUUGGGGUAUACCAAUAGCAGCACUAUCGGAUGUUAGAAAAGAUCCUGAACUAAUUAGUGGUAAAAUGACUGGAGCAUUAUGCUUAUAUUCAAUUGCAUUCAUGAGAUUUGCGUGGAAAGUCCAACCACGUAAUAUGCUUUUGUUCGCUUGUCAUGCAACAAAUGAAGUAGCUCAAGUGAUCCAACUUUCAAGAUUCAUUAAUUAUAAUUAUUUAUCUAAUAAAAAGGAUAAAAAAAAUGAAAUAGCUUAAGUAUUCCAUUUUUAAAAUUAUUUAGGUAUACGACAUGUAUAAUUUAUUAUUUGAAUCAAAAUUUCAUUGUGAUAGGCUUCUGUAAAAUGCAUUUAUAGAAAUGCAUAUUAAAUGUAACAUACUGACAUCCACUUGUUACUUAAUACUAUUGUAUACAAAUAUUGACAAUACAACUUAAAUAAUGUAUUCA
Molecule: messenger RNA, 777 nt
Organism: Diuraphis noxia (Russian wheat aphid)
Lineage: Eukaryota; Metazoa; Arthropoda; Insecta; Hemiptera; Aphididae
Gene: Mpc1
Product: mitochondrial pyruvate carrier
Biological process (GO): pyruvate import into mitochondria
Cellular component (GO): mitochondrial inner membrane
Source: RefSeq, a predicted model, not a curated record